Triticum turgidum subsp. durum (durum wheat) is the source of this 597-nucleotide messenger RNA. The record is from the annotation of a GenBank genome assembly. Lineage: Eukaryota; Viridiplantae; Streptophyta; Magnoliopsida; Poales; Poaceae.
AUGGCUUCCUCCUGGUCGCUGCCGCUGCUUCUCGUCCUCCUGCUGGCCUCGUCGUGGUCGGCCGUCGCACGCGGACGGCCCGGCGACAACGUUUGGGAGCACACAGUCGUGUACAUGCACGAGAGGCUGACGGGCCCGAACGCCACGCGGCUUAUUACGGUGCAGUCCCCGCUCGGCGGCGACAACUUUGGGCAGUUCGGCGUGGUAGACAACGAGCUGCGAGACGGCCCGGACCCUCUCCGCUCGUCGCUCUGCGGCCGGUUCCAAGCCCUGUUUGCGCUGGCGGGUCUGGUGAGCCCACCGGGCAUGCAGUCGGCCGUCAACUUCUUGUUCACGGCGGGGAGGUUCCGCGGGAGCACGGUGUCUGUGCUGGGCCCGAUUCUGGACUUCGAGAGCACCUGCGAGCGCAGCAUCGUGGGCGGCACCGGCGUGUUUCGGAUGACGCGCGGGUACAGCUUCAUGAGGCUUGUGCCUGAGAUGAGCGUACCCGAUAAGUACAGUGUUUACAGGCUCGACCUCUUCAUUCAAGUCAGCUCGGACCGUCUGCCACUGCUGCCGCCGGUUGAUUCCGUUGGCGCUUACGACAUUUCAAUCUGA